UACCGGGUCUUGACAGGUGGAUUAUUUAAGAGGGACUAAUGUUUUCCAGAAAUAAAUUUUAACAUCCUGGUUUAGGACCAUAGACUAUUUAGGCCAUAAGUUCUCCGGUCAGGGAAACGUGCGGAAAAUGGGAGGUCUUCCGUCAGGAUUCUCCAGGAUUUACGUCAGUACAUACGGUGAUUGUCUGGUUGUGUUUUGGGUUAGCAUAAAGGCUGUCAACUAGUGCUGUCACUUUCAGGUUAUUUGUGUGCAGCAGCUGUAUCCUCUCUUGAAACAUCAGAACUGCUUAACCAUGAGUUUACCAGCAGCGCCCCCGAGUUAUGCAGAGGCCACAGCUGGAGAUAAGGAGGCUGGGAUCUCCUCUCCUCCCUAUGGAGGUCCACCUCCCAUGAUGCCGCCACCUCCUGCCAUGCACCCCAGCUGGGCUUAUGUGCACUCCGGCCCCAGCCCUGGCUACAGCAACCCCUAUGCGUCAGACAUGUCCUCCCCGUUUUCGGACCCCAGCUCCAGUGGCAGCUUUGACGGUCUCGGAGGAAGCAGCUGGGAGGACAAAAAUGUCCGCCGCAUGUUCAUCAGAAAGGUGUUCAGCAUUCUCAUGGUGCAGCUUUUGGUGACGUUUGGUGUUGUUGCCCUCUUUACAUUCUGUGAGCCCGUUCGGCAGUUUGUUCAGUACAAUCGCAUUGUUUAUCUGGCAUCUUACAUGAUGUUCAUGGGGACUUAUCUGGUGCUGGUGUGCAGUACAAGUGCCCGACGACAGUACCCUACCAAUCUCAUUCUACUUGGAAUCUUUACUCUUGCGAUGUCCUAUAUGGCAGGCAUGCUGGCCAGCUACCACAACACUAAGGUGGUAAUGCUGUGUGUGGGCAUCACGGCUGUGGUCUGUCUCGGAGUCACUCUCUUCUGUUUCCAGUCCAGGGUUGACUUCACCUCCUGUCACGGCCUGCUGUUCUCCCUCAUGAUGGUGUUGAUGGUGACGGGGCUUGUGCUGAUCUUCACCGCCCCCUUUGGCUAUAUCCCCUGGUUGCAGACAGCAUAUGCUGGACUGGGUGCCCUGGUCUUCACACUGUUUCUGGCGUUCGACGUGCAGCUGCUGAUGGGGAAUCGCCGCUACUCACUGAGCCCGGAGGAGCACGUGUUUGGCGCUCUCUGCCUCUACAUGGACAUCGUCUACAUCUUCUUCUUUCUGCUCCAGCUCUUUGGGAGCCGUGAGUGAGGUGUGCCUGAUGCCGUCAGUCCUCAGCCUUGACCUGUCUAUUGACCCUACUCUACACACACACAUAAUGUACCUGCACGCACACACACACACACAUACACGCACUCACAUAAAUUAACUGACAUGAACUGUUGGUUGCACACACACAAACAAACACACACACACAACACACACACACACACACACACACACACACACACACAUAUGUUCACUUUUAUUUGCUCCCUGAGGAAUGCUGGAUCUUCAACCUCAUGAACCGCUGAUGAUCGGUGGUGCACUGGGGUUAACAGUUUGGUUUGGUUCUGUCUUACCUCUUGCUGUAUGUGCGUGUGCGUGUUUAUUCCUGAGUUAGGAAGGAUGAGUCAUGUUUAUAAAGCCUAAGUAAAGCAGCCUUUUUAUGGGAAGGGGUACAGUGUGUACCCAGGCUUUAAAACACACAUGCACAAUGCGCAUAUACUGUACACACACACACACACACGUGCAAACCCGUAAACUCUACUGUCCUUAAGACAAUCAUAAUCGGUUUGAAGAACUGGACGACAGGAGUUAGUCAUCAUUAAAAAAAGAGUGUCUGGCUGCGGCGGUUGUUUUGCGUUAGCCAUCCAGGUAUCACCAAAGUGAACAGUAUUCAAGGGCCACUUGCAGCAGAUAUUGUAUAAGCCCAGCAUGCAGUUGUUUGUCAGGUGUUCUGUUCUUUUAGGGGAAGUGUGUGCAAACUCAGUAAUACUCAUGCCAAAUGACCUCCGAGGCCCAAUGAACAAACUUAAUUUGUUGCAAAUCAGAGUGCUGUCAAGCUAGAGUGUGUGUUGGCGGUAAUUCUGUCCAUACGCUGAGCAUAGAAGGAGUAAGUACAAGGCAGGUAGACAUUUUCAGAACAUUUCACGCAUUUUCCUGACAAAGUCAGGUGAUAUUAUAUUGAUAUUUAAAGCUGCAAUAUGCAGCUGAGUCUAGAACUAUCCAUGAAACCACAACUAACCUCUCCACCUCCAUCCACCUCUUCACCCAGCCCCAGCCCAAUCAUUAACUUGAAGUUUCUCUUGGCCUCUGAUUGGUGCAGGGGUUGAUGCAAAAUUUGAGAAUGGAUUAUCUCUGUUGUGCUGCCCAGGCUGUCUAAUAAGCCUGGUAAACAGAGUCGGAAAGAUGUGCUUUUGAGCUCAUUUUUAACAAAACAUACACAAUACAUGCUGUAGUUUGUACUUUGUACAAAAAUGAUUAUUGAAAGGAAUUUACUGUUAAGUAGGUGUACUAACGGAAUACAUUGAAUUAUACAUAAAUGUCUAUAAGGAAAAUUUGGGUUCUGAAGUGGAGAGACCACACCAAGUUUAGCAUUCCUCUUGGCUCAGCUGCAGGUUGUUUUGCUGGGACACUCUUUGCAAGUGCCCCAAAGAGUGAGGUUCUGCAAUGAGGCUGAGUUAAUAGCCUGGGUGUUCCCAUGCUGCCUUGCGCGCGAUUUGAUUCACGCUGCUAAGGCAGCCUGGAGACCAUGGAGCAAAAUUUCGCCUGAGAUAGGGAACCAAUCACAGAACGGGGGAAAGCAAG
Alosa alosa (allis shad) is the source of this 2752-nucleotide messenger RNA. It is a transcript of the gene faim2a, whose product is annotated as Fas apoptotic inhibitory molecule 2a. Bases 293 to 1213 code for a protein of 306 amino acids. Gene Ontology annotation, biological process: negative regulation of apoptotic signaling pathway. NCBI's taxonomy places the organism in Eukaryota, Metazoa, Chordata, Actinopteri, Clupeiformes, Clupeidae. Gene Ontology annotation, cellular component: endoplasmic reticulum; membrane; Golgi apparatus. The transcript is spliced from 12 exons. The record is from RefSeq and is a predicted model, not a curated record.